Molecule: messenger RNA, 2409 nt
Organism: Gymnogyps californianus (California condor)
Lineage: Eukaryota; Metazoa; Chordata; Aves; Accipitriformes; Cathartidae
Gene: CDIP1
Product: cell death inducing p53 target 1
Exons: 7
Coding region: 376-984 (202 amino acids)
Biological process (GO): tumor necrosis factor-mediated signaling pathway; intrinsic apoptotic signaling pathway in response to DNA damage by p53 class mediator
Molecular function (GO): zinc ion binding
Source: RefSeq, a predicted model, not a curated record
GCGGGGGAAUGCAGAAGUCCAGCAGCCUCCGCCGCUGAAUAAGAAAAAGAGGGAUGAAAAUAAAUCCCCGGUUAACUCUGAGGAAGGACCUGGCUUCUCCAGGCAGAGGGAAGGUCUCUGUGCUCUGCCGUGCCUGGAGCGUUUGCUGUGGAGCCGCGCUUCCCAGGGAGAAGAGCUCUGGAGUCAGUGCGGCUCGUAUCCAGGUGAUGUCCCAUGCAUGCCAAAACUAGGAUGGUGCCUGGAGCUGUGGCCUGGAGAGAUUCAGUGGGGUAAGCCGGCUUUCAAACUACACUGCUCAGAAGAAUUGUUUUUCUCAGCUCUGUCGAGGCCUCUGAGCUCCUUGCUGCAAGGAAGAGGACAGGGCCACCCUGAGCCAUGUCCAACGACCCUCCGCCACCCUACCCGGGAGGCCCCUCGGCACCGCUGAUAGAAGAGAAGCAUGGCCCACCGCCCGCGGCAGAUGGCGUUGCCCCUGUGGUGGGACAGCCCCAGGGGGUUCCCAUCCCCCCUCCUGAAUUUGGGCCCCCCCCAUAUGAGCCACCCUCGCAGCCAGGGUUUGUGCCCCCCCACAUGCCCACAGACAGCUCUGGGCCCUACGUGCCGCCUGGUGAGUUAUUACCCCCCCCAGGCCCUCACCCCCCCAUGGGCUACUACCCUGCUCCAGGCCACUACCCCUCUCCUGGCGGCCACACGGCAACGGUGCUCGUCCCGUCGGGGGCUGCCACCACAGUGACGGUGCUGCAGGGAGAGAUCUUCCAGGGUGCCCCCGUGCAGACGGUGUGUCCCCACUGCCAGCAAGCCAUCACCACCAAGAUCACCUACGAGAUUGGGCUCAUGAGCUUCCUUCUUGGCUUCUUCUGCUGCUUUGUGGGGUGUGAUCUCUGCUGCUGCCUGAUCCCCUGCCUGUUCGAUGACUUCAAGGAUGUGACACACACGUGUCCCAACUGCAAGGCCUAUAUCUACACGUACAAGCGCAUGUGCUAACAGCACCCGGGAGCCCGAGCCGCUGGAAUGACACCGGCCCCCUCUCCCGCUGCCGUCCUAGUCUAUGCGUGUGCAACACUCCUUUGCUUAACCCUCCGGUGGUGUGUAUGGCGUGUAUCCCCGGCUCCCUCCCGCUCAGAGCUGCGCCCACCUUCCCCAAGCUCCGGUCCUCGCUGUGAACGAUUGGAUUGGUGACGCUGGCGCAGGUGCACAGGGGAGGUGAGCCCAGGCCCCAGAUGCCGUGUGAGGGGGCUGCCCUGCAGCGUGCAGGAGCCGGGCAGGGAGGGGGGGGGCAUUGCUCUGAACCCCCUUAUGCUCCGGGGUGCUAGGGAGGCCCCUCUCGCCUGGAGCAACCCAGGGAAGAGCAGCAGCGGCUGGUGGCACCCACCCCUCGCUCCCUGCAGCGCAGCGGGUGCCUGGCUGCAGGAAUGUGCUGCCCCCACAGGGAGCUGCUGCAGGCAGGGGGGCACAUGCUGCCCAGGAGGGGAAGGGGGGGACCCGAGCAGCCCGCAGCGCACACAGGGGAGGCAGCAUGGCCAUCGUGGCACUUUUAGGAAGGGGCCUGGUGGUGGCUCAGUGUCGAGGAGACAGGGAGGGUAGUGCCACACACGCCAGGUUUCAGCGUGGUUCACGGCCCUCUCCAGCCAGGUCCGCAUGCAGCCCGCAAGCAAAGCCCCUUCCCAAGGAGAGGCAGGCAGAGCCGCCUUCGAGGAGUGUCGGGGGGGUGAACAGCAGCAGCACUGCACCCUUGAUCAGCACCUCCGUCCUGCCAGAGCGGCCGCCAGCGCCUGGUGGCCAUGGCUGUCCGGCUGCAUGCGCCUCCUCCCAGCCCCUGCUGUGGCUCUUUCGGGGAAGGAAAGCCCCUGGCAGUUCCUCACCCACCUGGCAAACUGUUAGUGAAAAAAUGCAUGCCCUGGCACUGUAGAGUAGAGGAGUUUACCGGGCCGCAGCUGGCUCGCAGCUCUGGAGCAGACCCGUGCGCGCCCGCUGCGGAGCCACGUCCUGAGCCCGGCAGGGUCUGUGGGCGCACGCUGUGCAGCACCCAUCCUGCCACGACCGCGGCUGCACCCUGUGGGCUUCCUCAUUGCAUGUGGGUGUAGGGGUUUAAUUUUAGCUCACUUGAUACGGGGCAGAAGGAAGGGGGCAAGCAGGCAGUGACAGGAGCUGCCAGCAGCACUGUGACAGAUGAGGGCAAGAGGACAUGGGAGCCAUUUUCAGCCUCUCUGCGGCUGCUCCUCCCUCCCCUGGCCCCCGGCCCCGGCAGCCAGGGCAGCUGGAGCAGGCAGCCCCCAGAGCGAAGCAGGGGCUCUCUCAGUACGCAGGUCUGCAAACACAGCCUGGCCUGCACAGGCAGCUGCUGUUUGCUCAGAGGUGGAACUGUGGCACUAGUCAGUGUUUUUAUGUAAAUAAAUAACAGACCCUGAA